GAGAUACCAUAUUUGGAAUACUAUUUUCUUCUCCCCACACAACAGAAAAACAUUGUCUUAUAAAGGCAGAUCUUAUUAAGUUACACAUAACCGCAAUAGUUUUUUUUUUUUGCGUUAUAGGAAGUUUGAAAACAUUCGAUUUCUAUUUUGCUUUAAAUUCAUUGUUUGCAUUUCCCUUACUGUCUCUUCUUUUUCAUUAUAUAUUUACACAAUGAAGAUCUCCUUAUUAUUGUGUUUGUUUGUACCUGCCAUUUAUGCCAUCGUAAUCCAGCCUCUGCCUACAGCCACCGUGGACUCUGGCGCUGUAUUAAAUAAAAGACUCGAGUCGCCUACAGCUGCUCCUGUGCUCCGUCAUAUCAAACGGGAUUUAGAAGAUACUCUUAGUUUAUAUGAAAACUGGGCCAAUGAUUGUACCGGAAAUAAUGAUAAUAACGCCAAGGUCGCGGUUUCCGAUCUCAAUAAUCUCUGGUCGACUGUGACAAGUACUGUAUACUGUGGUAACGGUAAUGUCAAGACCUUGACAAAGACUGUCACUGCCACAAAGACCUCUACAUCAAAAUCCUCUUCGACUAACAAAUCCAGCUCCAGCAGUAAAGGGAACAAAGUUAAAUGUGACGAUAAAUGCUGGAGCACUUAUUUAUGGCACACAUACGGCUAUGGUAUUACGGUUGCGCAAGGCUUUACUGGUAUUCUUUGCAUGUUAAUCGCCAUCUACUUUUUGAUAUUCGGCUAUAGUUCUUUUAGAGGAACGUUGGCUGCUACUGGUUUUGUGUUCUUUGCGGUGAUGACAUGGAUUGGUCUUGUUAAUAAUGAGCCCCUUCAUGGCUAUCCCCAUAACGAAGUCACUUACAUUUGUGUCAGUGUCGGUUUAGGUCUUGUAGGCGCCUUUUUAUUUAUUUUUAUUUAUGGUGUAGCACUUUACUUUGUCGGUGGGCUUGCCGGUUUUUUUGUUGCUGUAUUUAUUCUGUCUUGGAAAGAAAACCUUGUUAUCCAGAUCCAAGUGGCUCGUAUUUGUUUUAUUGGUGGAAUGGGAGUCGUAUUUGCCAUCAUGAUUAUUUUACUUGAGAGUUACACGAUUAUCUUUAGCACGUCAUUCAUCGGUGGCUACAUGUUCAUUCUUGGCUUGGACUUAUUUAUUCAUACAGGUCUUAUCAAUGCUUUCCUCACUAUCUUUGAUGGAAACAAAAAUCAUACCAACGUGUACAUUAUCAAAACUCCUACUUAUGUGUCGCUUGCUUUUGUUGUAGUGCUCACUUUAGCCUCUUUCGGCUGGCAAUAUUAUUGGAACAUUAUUACCAAAAAGAAGCAGUUCGGUGUCAACAUUGAAGAAAAGAAGGUCGACAAGUGUUAGACACUUAAACAUUACUAUAUAUUUACAUCUCAUAUCCCCUUUUCAUAUUAAAAAUUACAUUUUUUUUACCGGCUAUCU
This is a messenger RNA of Mucor mucedo, 1429 nucleotides long. RefSeq lists its product as uncharacterized. The coding region runs from base 212 to 1351 and encodes 379 amino acids. The transcript has 3 exons. NCBI's taxonomy places the organism in Eukaryota, Fungi, Mucoromycota, Mucoromycetes, Mucorales, Mucoraceae. Gene Ontology annotation, cellular component: plasma membrane. The record is from RefSeq and is a predicted model, not a curated record.